Egretta garzetta (little egret) is the source of this 1299-nucleotide messenger RNA. It is a transcript of the gene PHLDB1, whose product is annotated as pleckstrin homology like domain family B member 1. Gene Ontology annotation, biological process: regulation of microtubule cytoskeleton organization. The coding region runs from base 1 to 1299 and encodes 432 amino acids. The transcript is spliced from 11 exons. Lineage: Eukaryota; Metazoa; Chordata; Aves; Pelecaniformes; Ardeidae. Gene Ontology annotation, cellular component: basal cortex. The record is from RefSeq and is a predicted model, not a curated record.
AUGGGUACGCUGCCACGGAGGGUCCCACUCGGCGCCCAGGCCAACGCUGGGUGGCAGAAGCCCGUGCCCAGGAGCACCCUGCGUCUCCGAGCGGGCACCAUGGAGGCACCCACCAGGAUCCCUGCCAGCCCGACCCGCAGAGUCCAGACCAUCAUCCAGGAGGCCGAGCGCCUGGCCAGGGAGAGGAGCGGCGUCCUGCAGCUCCUGCAGAAGGAGAAGGAGAAGCUUGCGUCUCUGGAGCGGCGAUACCAGCUCGUCACAGGGGGCAGGAGUUUCCCCAAAAUGUCCUCAGCUCUCAGGGAGGAGACCCUCCAUAUCUCAGAGCCUUUUGAGCUGUUGGAGGGACCUAAGCCCCUGAGCCCCCUGCCAGCAGCAGCUGCCUCCUUAGCUUCUCCUGCCGCCCGCGCCUACCCCAAGGCACAUGAGGUGUAUCGUGCCAAAACAGAGGGCGACGCAGGUGCCCUUGCCCCUCGGAUGAAGAGCGGGACCCCCUCAUCCUCACAGCUCAACCUCUCCAUGCUGGGGCGCAGCCCCUCGCCCAAGCUGAAGCAGAAGGCGGCCGCCGAGGCUCAGUCCCAGUGGGAAGCCCUGCACGGGCAGCCCCCCUUCCCCGCCGCCUUCCCCCCGCUUGUGCAUCACUCCAUCCUCCACCACCACCGUCCCCACGGCGCUGGGCCCCGGGCCGAGGAGCUGGACCACGCGUACGAUACCCUCAGCCUGGAGAGCUCAGACAGCAUGGAGACCAGCAUCUCCACCGGCAACAACUCUGCCUGCUCACCCGACAACAUCUCCAGGACUGUGUUGCUUUUCCAGGCUCGUCCCCUGACGCGGUACCUCCCUAUCCGCAAGGAGGAUUUUGACCUGCGGCUGCACAUCGAGUCCUCGGGCCACAACGUGGACACGUGCUACCACGUCAUCCUGACGGAGAAGAUGUGCAAGGGCUACCUGGUCAAGAUGGGCGGCAAGAUCAAGUCGUGGAAGAAGCGCUGGUUCGUCUUCGACCGCAUGAAGCGCACCCUCUCCUACUACGUGGAUAAACACGAGACCAAGCUGAAGGGCGUCAUUUACUUCCAAGCCAUCGAGGAGGUUUACUACGACCACCUCCGCAGCGCGGCGAAGAGCCCCAACCCCGCGCUCACCUUCUGCGUCAAGACCCAUGACCGCCUCUACUACAUGGUGGCACCCUCGGCCGAGGCCAUGCAGCCCGUGGCCGUGAUGUCGGUGGACAUGGGCAGCGAGUCCAUGAAGAUCGCCAUCGUGAAACCCGGGGUGCCCAUGGAGAUCGUCCUGAACAAGUAA